AGAGCCGUCGGCUCUCUCGGUGCUUUCUUGAAAUUCGUCUCUCUACCAGCAGUAGCAGCACCAGCAGCACCAGCAGCAACACACCGGGUUGUGUGUUAUACACUUACGACAGAGUGUACGACAGAGAGACCAACUUCUCCUCCCCCUUUCGUCUCAACACGAAUCCAUAUGUAUGGGGUUGAGAGGCGCACCAGGCGACGCAAAUGUGCUGACUACAUUACGCCGCUAUAUAAGAUAGCCGGCCAACCAUCCUAUCCCCACAGACCGAGCCAGAUCGGCAGACCGUUCACAGACGGACCAACGAACCGAUCUACCGAUACUUCAGACACGACACAUCUUUUUCGUUAACACGGACCACUUCGCGAACUCAGCCGAUCACAGGGUUAGAUCAGCCAGUUUUCGUCGAGGAAACCAAUUCACCGGUAUUAUUCGAUACGUUCGAUUUCAUCGGGGGAGGUGAUCGGAUUUUUACACAUUUUACGAUUUAUAUUCAAGAUACGUCUUAGCCUGACGAUAUUUCGGCAUUUUCAAUAAUACACGAUCUUUGAAAGAGUUUCGUUCGGUACCGCGAUAACAUCGCACGUACCACAAAGUUUCCAAGCUUUGAAAAGUCGAAAAGGCUCAGAGAAUUUCCUUUUGAAGAGACCCUUCUCGCGAUCCAGAUACCCUAGGUCGGGGUACCACGGUUCUUCACACGAGACAUAACACGAAAACAUCGGUGACGAUCGUCAGUGAGUGCAUCGACGAAGAGAAACAAGGUCGAAGAUGAUCCCUUUGACAGCCACCACGUGCUUCCUAAUCGCUGUCACCUUCCUGGCACUCGUCCUGAUCCUACUGGAUCAUCUAAGGUCCAAGAAAACGACGAAGAAUGUCAUCUUGGACGAUAACGUCCUGCCGGAACCACCUGGACCCAAACCAUGGCCGAUUCUGGGCUCCCUUCACAUCCUGGGACGCUACGACGUACCCUACAAAGCUUUCGCUGAUCUUGUUAGGGACUACGACUGUCAGGUGAUCAAGCUCAGGAUGGGAUCCGUGCCCUGCGUGGUCGUCAAUGGUCUGGAGAACAUCAGAGAAGUGCUGACCAUCAAGGGACACCACUUCGAUUCCAGGCCAAAUUUCACCAGAUACCAUCUGCUCUUCGGUGGAAACAAGGAGAACUCUCUGGCAUUUUGCAACUGGUCCGAAGUGCAGAAGACUCGAAGAGAGAUGCUCCGCUCGCACACGUUCCCGCGCGCGUUCUCCACACGCUAUAACGAGCUAAAUGGGAUAAUUGGUGAUGAACUAAACCUUCUGAUCAAUCAUCUGGACUCUCUCUCGAACGUAAACGUGCACGUGAAACCAUUGAUCCUUCAUUCCUGCGCGAACAUCUUCAUCACUUACCUCUGUUCGAAGAACUUCCACCUGGAACACGAUGGUUUCCGGUACAUGGUCGAGAAUUUCGACAAGGUGUUCUUCGAAGUGAAUCAGGGUUACGCAGCCGAUUUUCUACCUUUCCUUAUGCCUCUUCAUCACAGAAAUAUGACAAGAAUGGCGCACUGGAGCCACGAAAUCAGAAAAUUCGUUAUCAAGGACAUCAUUUCUGACAGAGUGAACGCCUGGAAUGGCAUCGUUCCUGAAAAAGAUUAUCUAGACUGUCUGAUUAAUCACGUCAAGAGUGGAGCAGAACCCGAGAUGUCCUGGAAUACAGCGUUGUUCGUCAUGGAAGAUAUAAUUGGUGGACACACUGCCAUUGGAAAUCUCCUCGUCAAGGUUUUAGGAUUCCUCGCUACAAGGCCAGAUGUUCAAAAGCUAGCUCAAAAAGAGAUCGAUUCUCUUGGUAUCGCUGGAAUCUUCGUUGGGCUGGAGAACAGAAGAUCCUUGCCUUAUGUCGAAGCUAUCAUCUUGGAGACUAUUAGGAUAAUUGCUAGCCCUAUUGUUCCUCAUGUGGCUAAUCAGGACAGCUCCAUUGCUGGCUACAGAAUCAAGAAGGACACCUUCAUUUUCCUCAACAACUACGAUCUAAACAUGUCUACCGACCUGUGGACCGCGCCAGAAGAAUUCAUGCCCGACAGAUUCGUCCAGAAUGGAAGGUUACUGAAGCCAGAACACUUCCUGCCAUUCGGUGGAGGUCGACGAUCUUGCAUGGGCUACAAACUGGUGCAGUAUCUGAGCUUCGCCAUUCUAGCUACGUUGCUGAAGAACUUCACGAUAGUACCCGUGAAGAACGAGAAUUAUACGAUUCCCAUCGGAAACCUGGCCCUGCCUGAGAUGACCUUCAAAUUUCGAUUUGAACGACGGUAGGGCCUCGAAGAAGGUACGGACGUUGGCCUGGGAAGAAAGGGCUGACACGAAGACUUCGGUUGCUUCGGCGAAGCUUCAAUGAGAGAGACUUCAACGAUAGGGCAACCAUAAUGGAUCGUUGGUCCACGAUCAAGAAGGAGCUUCAGGGAAAUUUGGGAGGGACCAGCUGAAGAGAGGCUUCUGAUUUGUUUUUUUUUCUUUUAGACAAAGCUUUAUAAGAAGGUCGGAUACUGUUUGACCUUCGUCAGCAACGAGAGCUUUACUGACAUUACUAGAUGGUUAAGGUAGCAAAUUUUUGUUGAUCGUCCAUCAACGGGGAAUAAUCCCACUUCCCUCUGAAACGGUUCGAAGACGAUCAGCCGCGAUAUCAGGAGAGAAAACUUGGACUGAAAAAGAAGAGGACUGACCCCACGGGAUGCUACGGGAAGAACAGUUAUCGUUUUAACGAACAGCUUAGGUAAACCGAGCCUUACCGGUCAUCUUCUUGUUUCUUUCUUAUAGAAUCGUGCCUUACUUGUAAUUUUAGAACCAUGCUUACUUUAGGCAACUUUUGGUCAAUUAAUUGGACGAUUGAGUUCGUGUUGGUUAAGUAAAAGAUUUACGCUACAGCUUGAUCGUUGUUCGAUACUUUAUCGUUGAACGUAGCUGAUGCUGAUCAAAUUACGAUUAUCUGUCUGUUGAUCUUUUAAUAUUUACAAGAUACUGAACGUAUUAGUAGAAUUUUACAUGAACUACAGUUCGCUGUUAUAUUAAUAGACAAAUUGGUAUAACAGUAACAAGUUUGUUUUACAAGUAAAUUAUCUGAUUUGCUUAUUUGUUAAAAAAUUAUACGAGAAAUAUCUACGAUCUACAUCUUGUAACUGCUAAUUCAAUAAUAUUAUUAAUUAGUAAAUUAUCGUACAAGAGAGUCCAGUCGCCGAAUAUUCAAACUCCAAUUGAACGAUUGAAAAAGUUUUACUCGAUUGAUAUUACACUUACAGAGGUGAUUGACCAAAAGUUACGUGAUGUAAACAAGGCUUAAGAACGUAGUAUCUUCAUCUUGAAAGAUUUCAAGAAGGGAUUAAAUUCUGCUAUAAAAAGACGAAGAUUUACAUUCAAUUAAUACGUUAUCGGAUGAUGGUCCUAAAUAUAUUUUCCUGGAAAUCGAUCUAUUGAUCAAUCCACUCACUGUAACAUUUUCUUCUUCUUCUUUUAUUUCAUUCUUUUCGAUUGCUUCUUUGAUGUUAAUGUAUAAAACGUUACAUAAAAUGAUUAACAUCAACAUACAUAAAAUUACGUUGUAUAAAAUAUUAACAUCAAGGAUAAUAUUAACUUGAAUUUUUAAUAUCGAUCGAUUUCAUGGGAAUACGAUGAAUCGACGGGUGAUCCACGAAGAUCCACGGAUCAGAAAUGACCGAGACUGAUUCUUUUGUUUAAUCGAACGAUCACGUACAAACCAUCGUCUGAUAACUGCUUGUUCGAAAGACGAGACGCGAGAACGUGAGCGGUAAGCACGGAGAAAACGAGACGAUUUUAUUUCAAGUUAAUCGUUUCGAUCGCGUGAAAUCAGAACGAAAACACCUCGCGCCACUCCAAGAGGGUGUGAAUUCAUCGCACGAGCUUAUCGAUCAUCCAUCGUUUGCGGUAUUCCGAAUACUCGACCGAUAUAUGCAUCAACAUUGAUCCAAUAUUGACUAUCAAGGACUAAGCGACGAAAUUUUUCCAAUGUUGGACCAACGUUCGUGCGGAAUAGUGUAAAAUCGGUUUUACAUAUUUCUUUCCUUUUUCCUUUAUGACCGAAGAAAAUAUUAACGAGAACAUCGCACCGAAGCGUACAACACGUUUAAAGUUUGUUAAUUCUCGUUUCUCGACGCGAUCCUCGACGCACAUUCCUUUUCUCUUUCCUCUCACAUUCUUUUCAUCUUUGAUAUUUCUCCUUUUCUUUCGCUCCAUAUUUCCCUUAGCGCAAAUCUGACCGAUUAUUUGCACCUUACCAAUUGAUCGUUGUUUCAAAAAAAGAAAAAAGAUUCAAUGAAGAAAAAUAUAUACAUAUUUUUUUAACUAAAAAUAUAUAUAUUUUUAUGGUGCAAAAGUGGUGGGAAAAUGGUACAGAACGGACGAGUCCCGCGUAAGACGAGAGAAAUCGAUUUUUCUUUUUUCUUUCUCUUUUUUAUUAUAAUUAUCAAUUAUUACACGACUGAAUGAUUUUUCUCAAAGAGAAAAGUCGGUUUGCCCGCGAGAACUACGCUCACGUAUAAUAAUUUAUUUUUACGCUAUUAAGCAUUGAUUCUUCUUAUUAUUAUUAUGUUAUUAUAUUAUAUUACAUUAUAUUAUUAUUAUAAUAUUUCUGCUUGCUACUAUUAUCAUCACUAUUAUCAGCAGUUAGAGUUUUCAUCCCCCUUUUUAUCAUCACAUUUCUCCACCACCCCGUAUCUCGUACUUCCACGUCCGUACGUUAUUUUGUGUUUGUUAUUUAAUUAUUGCGAUUGUUACGACAUUUGUUAAUUUAUUAUUUAAGAUUUUAAUAAUAAAAGCGACAAAUAAGA
Molecule: messenger RNA, 4805 nt
Organism: Bombus impatiens (common eastern bumble bee)
Lineage: Eukaryota; Metazoa; Arthropoda; Insecta; Hymenoptera; Apidae
Product: cytochrome P450 307a1-like
Exons: 3
Coding region: 766-2280 (504 amino acids)
Molecular function (GO): heme binding; monooxygenase activity; oxidoreductase activity, acting on paired donors, with incorporation or reduction of molecular oxygen
Source: RefSeq, a predicted model, not a curated record